CGACUCUCUCACUCAUUUGGCUGACGUUGUCAGUUGAGCUUUCCUUUUCCUCGAAUCCACAUGGAGCAUGAAAGGGUCUUCCGGCUUUAAUUAAACUGAGAUUUAUUUUAGCAGCACCAAGCAUCUGGAAACUGCAGCAUCAACCCUGCCUCACACUUAGAAACACAAAGUUUCUUUUAAGGUCCCUUCUAGUCCUAGCCUCAUCUGGUGCUGUUUUAGUAUUCAAUAUGGCCUACGAGUUAAGUGAGAUAAAGAAGGCUGGUAUUGGCCUAAUUGGCUUUGGCAUCUUUUUCUCAUUUCUUGGCAUACUUCUUUUCUUUGACCGUGGCUUGCUCGCUCUGGGAAAUAUAUUCUGGCUGGCAGGUGUAGCACUUUUGCUUGGUUGGCAUUCCACAUGGAACCUCUUCACCAACAGAGCAAACUAUAAGGGUUCUGUCUCGUUUCUUCUAGGGCUCUUCUUCAUUUUUGUUAGGUGGCCUAUAUUUGGUAUAAUACUUGAAAUAUAUGGUUGUUUUGUUCUCUUCAGUGGUUUUGGGUCAUCUAUCAAAGUAUUCCUCUACCAUAUUCCUUUUGUUGGAUGGAUUGUACAGUACCUGUCUCCUCCUUGAUCGCCUUGUUGGAACUUGACCGGAAAGGGACUGAAUGCCUCUUGCUAUUUGAUUUUGAUGUUUGUAUAACAAAAGGGUUUCCACUUUCCAAAUGCUCUUAUUAUAUUUUCGUUCUCCGACUCUGACAAGUAAACACAACGGAAAGAAUAGCUUUUCUCUGGAAUGUGCUGAAGCAGGUGUCAAGCUAGUCGUUAGAAAAUAAAAAAAUAUGAGAAGUAGGUCUCCAUGUGUUAUCAAGCAAAGGUACUGAACUUUCUAUAAUGUUUUGCAUAUCUACAACGAAUGGGAAACUCAUUAACGGCGUUCAUUAA
Prosopis cineraria is the source of this 919-nucleotide messenger RNA. Its product is annotated as vesicle transport protein GOT1. The record is from RefSeq and is a predicted model, not a curated record. The coding region runs from base 228 to 608 and encodes 126 amino acids. Gene Ontology annotation, biological process: retrograde transport, endosome to Golgi; endoplasmic reticulum to Golgi vesicle-mediated transport. The transcript is spliced from 8 exons. Lineage: Eukaryota; Viridiplantae; Streptophyta; Magnoliopsida; Fabales; Fabaceae.